Trichechus manatus latirostris (Florida manatee) is the source of this 3436-nucleotide messenger RNA. RefSeq names its product SPT3 homolog, SAGA and STAGA complex component (gene SUPT3H). The record is from RefSeq and is a predicted model, not a curated record. The transcript has 12 exons. NCBI's taxonomy places the organism in Eukaryota, Metazoa, Chordata, Mammalia, Sirenia, Trichechidae. Gene Ontology annotation, molecular function: transcription coactivator activity; protein heterodimerization activity. Bases 151 to 1272 code for a protein of 373 amino acids. Gene Ontology annotation, biological process: transcription by RNA polymerase II.
UCACCUUUUCCCUGUCAACACUCUCCCCCCCUCCUACGCCGCCCCUUUCCAAGCGUGUCCGGGGCCGCAGCAGCAGAAACUGCAUCUUCUCUACCCCACAUUCUCCACGCGGGACCCGCAGCCGUGCCUACAACUGUUCUUAAAGCAGAGAUGAAUAAUACGGCAGCUAGCCCAGUGUCCACUGCUACUUCAAGUAGUGGAAGAAGUACAGGGAAGUCUGUAAGCUUUGCAGUCGAAUUGCAGAGUAUGAUGUUUUCUUUAGGAGAUGCUAGGAGGCCUCUUCAUGAAACAGCAGUUUUGGUAGAAGAUGUGGUACACACUCAGUUAAUUAAUCUGUUACAGCAAGCUGCUGAAAUUUCUCAGCUGCGUGGAGCACGGGUGAUUUCUGCUGAAGAUCUUUUGUUUCUGAUGCGCAAAGAUAAGAAAAAACUUAGAAGACUGCUAAAAUACAUGUUCUUCCGAGACUACAAAUCAAAGAUUGUCAAAGGCAUAGAUGAGGAUGAUCUUCUGGAAGACAAAUUGAGUGGCAGCAAUAAUACAAACAAAAGACAAAAAAUAGCUCAAGACUUUCUCAACUCUAUUGACCAGACAGGAGAACUCUUGGCAAUGCUUGAAGAUGAUGAAAUUGAUGAAGUUAAACAAGAGAGAAUGGAGAGAGCAGAAAGACAAACUCGAAUGAUGGACUCAGCUCAAUAUGCAGAAUUUUGCGAAAGUCGGCAAUUAAGUUUCUCCAAAAAGGCCUCCAAAUUUCGAGACUGGUUGGACUGCAGCAGUAUGGAGAUAAAACCCAAUGUUGUUGCUAUGGAGAUUUUAGCAUAUUUAGCAUAUGAAACCGUGGCACAGUUAGUAGAUCUGGCUCUUCUGGUGAGACAGGACAUGGUCACCAAGGCAGGGGACCCCUUCAGCCAUGCCAUUUCUGCAACCUUCAUUCAGUAUCACAACUCUGCUGAGGGUUCUUGCAUGAAGUCCAGUCCAGACUCCCCAGAGAACACGCCUCCCCAUACACCAACAGCUCCAUCAUCUGGAUCACAGCACUCAGGGAAAACGACAUCAGGAUCCCUAGGGAAUGGGAGCGUUGGACAAGACUCAGCUAAAACCAAGCAAAGGAAAAGAAAAAAGAGCACCGUGGCCUGUGGUGUUGAGGCUCACAGCGAUGCCCUCCAGCCCUGCCACAUCAGAGAGGCCGUUCGACGCUAUGGCCACAAGAUUGGCCCUCUUUCCCCAUUCACAAGUGCCUACCGCAGAAACGGGAUGGCUUUUCUGGCCUGCUAACGUGACUGUGACUGCAACAACAGGAAAGGCGAUGUUAUGUUAAGGUGAUUCCUUCUCCCUUCCUUGGACAAAAUAAAAUACAAGUUUACCUUCUCUGUAUCCUAGGGAGUGGGCUGGUUUGUUGUGACUUUCAACUGGCUGACUCCAGCUCUUUUCCAACCCCCUCAGUGCUUGGUCUUGUUUACUAAUGGGCUGUUUAGCUAAUUAAUGGCAGGAUGUCUGGGAUGGUGUGUAGGUGGACAAGAAGGCAGAUCACACAAUUUUGAAAUUUUAAUUUGGAAUGGAUUUACUGCCGUCAGCUCACUUAUCUUGAAAGCAGUGUCUUUCCCUCCCCCUGCCCCUUGGUGUUUAGUCUAUGUUUUAUUUGAUACAUUUUGUAAUCCAGGUUUGGGACAGAGGAAACAAAAUUAAAAGGACAGUAAGGUUUCCUCUCCCACUGCCCCAGCAACUUUAUUUUCCAACAAUUGUUGACUAUGUUUACGUGUAUUUUAGAAACAAUUAUUGUACACUUAUACUGAUCAAAGAACUAAUAGACCCAAUGAACUGCCUAUUUCCAUUCUCUGUCUCCUUCACUCAGUUUAUAGUGUAUGUAUAAUUUUUCAAUCCUUCUGCUCAACUUCCUGCAUAUCUGCCUAUCCUGUGUGUUUUUGCUCACACAGAGCCUCCUCCUCCGUCUUCAUUUCCCUCCUUUCCCUGUUCCUCUACCCCCAGGCCCUCUACGCCACGCUAUGCCCGUCAGAGGCAAAAAAUCAGAAUCAGUAGAAGGGAAGAAGCAGAGUGAUCUGCUUUCUACCCUGCCUAAGAUUGUAAAUGUAGACUGGGUAAUUUCUCGCUGGUAGCAACUGAGCUACCCUUCUGGCAUCUAUACUUUGUCUAGUAAACGAGGAACUGUAAUUGGGAACAACCCAAAAUAUAGCAGAUAUAAUUGUACAGUUCCUGAUUAAACUUGAAUUGCAGAAAAGGAAGUUAUUUCUUUAAUUCUGUAGGAGUUUUGUGUAAUUUUACUUUUAUCAUGGUUUUACACACACUGAAACAGCCUUUGUAAAGAAUUAACAAAAACAGAAAUGAGAAACAUGAAAGAUUUUCUUCUUGUGACCAAAUCAUUGGAAGUCUCAAUUAAUAGGAUUGUGCCAUAUUACUCACAUUUGUUAGCUAUCAUUUACCUGUUCUCUGUUAGUCUUUCUGGAAAAAAUCUGCAUGUCAAGAACAAAAACAUGCAGAUAUAUAGUAUUGAAAAAUUGCCAAAGGGUUUUGAUGUUCCAUCUGUGCUUGUUGAAAUGUAUGAUUAAACUUUGCUUUUUAUCAUCAUUCUUAUUUUUCUUGGCAUCCUUAAUCAUGGAAAAUUAUAAGCUUGCAGUAAACAUCCCAACUUUUAAAACAGCAGCAUUUAUUGUAUUUGGUUUCGAUCUGCCAGGCUUAUAGAUGGUAUAAAAUUUUCAGGGGUAAUUCUUCACAUCAAAAUUCCUUCUCUCCCACAUUAUACAUUUUAAAGUAUACACAGGGCAGAAAACUUAGGGUUUAGGUUUUUUUCCUUCAUUUUAUUCUACCUGAUCUCUUUAUAGUCUCAAAAAAGGAAGACUCAAUGUACAUUUCUCUCAGAAAUAUGACAGGUCUGUGUUUUUGUUGGUCUGGCAUGUGUUUGUCUGUCUUGAACAGUCUGACAGGUAAUUAUUUAUAAAAUCUGGUUUUGCCCAGUAAGUUGAAGGUAAAGUUAUUGGGCUGAAAGUGUACAGACCCCAUAAUAACAUUUUACUUUUCAUCAUAUGCCAGUGAGCUGAAUUUGGAAUAAAACAAGGUCAUUUAUGUCUAUCCUGAACCAGCCUAGAUAUCCCAUAAUUGCUCAAUAUUAAUAUUUUUAAUUCUUUUCUUUUUCCUUCUCUACAGUUAGGUUCUUUCUCUGACUGUCUCCACAACACUAAAUUUGAAGUGAAAUGAAAUUUACUUAAGCAACAAGUAUAGAAAAAGAUAUAUAGAAUGAAUGUUUUGGAAAAUGUGACUUCAGUAAAUUGCUCUCUCAAGAUUAAAAUGUUAUGUAGAAUCAUAUAAUGUUAGAGCAGAAGAUGGUCUUAGAGAUCAUUUAGAACAACUGCUUAUUUUAUAGAUUUAAAAAAAAGAAAAAAAAGGCCUAAACAGGGAAAGUGACUUUCCCAAGAUCACCCAGUAA